AUUUGUGGAAUGUCAUUGUUAAACGAGAAUGUGGUUCAACUGCCCAAUCAUGGUUCUAUUAGUUACUGCGACCAUGACCACCAUCCAAAUCCAAAAUAAAACAUGUGAUCAAUGAAUCACGUGUUGAAUUGAAUUGAACCUACUAAAAGCAGCAUCAACCAUACAAUUUGUAUUGAAUGAAUAUAAACAAUCAUUUUGAAGUUGAUCCGAAGCAGUAGAGGAAAUAAUAAUAAUAAUAAUAACCAUGGCUGACAAUUCCAGUUCAAGACAAGGAGAAUUAGGCAGCACCCUUUUUUCUCCUUACAACGUUGGAAACUUCAACCUCUCUCAUAGAAUAGUGUUAGCGCCGAUGACGAGAUGCAGAGCGUUGAAGGGAAUUCCAAACGCAGCGGUUGGUGAAUACUACGGUCAAAGAUCAACUCCGGGUGGUUUGCUGAUCAGCGAAGGAACCUCCAUUUCUCCCACUGCUGCUGGGUUUCCCCAUGUACCUGGAAUAUAUUCAGAGGAACAAGUUGAGGCAUGGAAAAAUGUAGUGAAUGCUGUGCAUGCCAAAGGCAGCAUUAUCUUUUGUCAACUAUGGCAUGUUGGCCGUGCAUCACAUUCUCUGCUUCAGCCAGGUGGGGUUGCGCCGAUUUCGUCCACGUCCAAACCUCUUUCAAAGAGAUGGAGAGUUCUCUUGCCAGAUGGAUCCUAUGCUGUCUACCCGGAGCCUCGACCACUUACCACUUCUGAGAUACAACAAAUAGUCCAACAUUAUCGCCACUCUGCUAUUAAUGCAAUUCGAGCAGGUUUUGAUGGAAUUGAAAUUCACGGAGCACACGGGUAUUUGAUUGAUCAAUUCUUGAAGGACGGGAUCAACGAUCGAACAGAUGAAUAUGGUGGAUCAGUUGAAAAUCGAUGCAGGUUCUUAAUUCAAGUGGUUCGAACAGUUGUUUCUGCUAUCGGAGCAGAAAGAGUUGGUGUGAGAAUUUCACCAGCAAUUGAUCACCUUGAUGCUACUGAUUCCAACCCACUUGGAUUAGGCUUAGCAGUGAUUGAGAGACUAAACAAUAUCCAGAAAGAGUUUGGUAAAAAACUCAGCUAUCUUCAUGUAACUCAACCACGAUAUAUAGCUUAUAGAAAAACUAAGUCUGGCAGAGAAGAAGAAGAAGCUCAUUUGAUUAGGAACUUGAGAAAAGCUUAUGAGGGAACAUUCAUGUGCAGUGGUGGAUUCACUAGGAAGUUAGGAAUAGAAGCUGUAGCUCAAGGUGAUGCUGAUUUGGUAUCGUUUGGUCGUCUUUUUAUCUCUAAUCCUGAUUUGGUCUUAAGGUUUAAGCUUAAUGCACCUUUAAACAAGUAUAACAGGAAGACAUUUUACACUUAUGAUCCUGUUAUAGGCUACACAGAUUAUCCUUUCCUCAACAAAGGAAAUGGGACUAAACAGAUAGUUGCACGCCUUUGAUUGUUGUUUUUGUUUCUCAUUUUUAAUUUUAAUUUUGUUGUUAUAUGUACAAUUGGAGUCUCCAAAUCUAAAGUGAACGCUUCUGUUAUGAAAGCUUACCUAAUAUAGAUAAUACUAUCACAACCCUGUUAUAAUUUUGAA
Molecule: messenger RNA, 1582 nt
Organism: Cicer arietinum (chickpea)
Lineage: Eukaryota; Viridiplantae; Streptophyta; Magnoliopsida; Fabales; Fabaceae
Product: 12-oxophytodienoate reductase 3
Biological process (GO): oxylipin biosynthetic process; jasmonic acid biosynthetic process
Cellular component (GO): peroxisome
Molecular function (GO): 12-oxophytodienoate reductase activity; FMN binding
Source: RefSeq, a predicted model, not a curated record